Molecule: messenger RNA, 1455 nt
Organism: Oikopleura dioica
Lineage: Eukaryota; Metazoa; Chordata; Appendicularia; Copelata; Oikopleuridae
Source: the annotation of a GenBank genome assembly
AUGUUCAGAGUUGAAUCUGACGAUUAUGUUAUUGGAAACAUAGAUGUGAGCAGCAGAAAAGACGAGCACUCCUCUUUUGGAAAGAGAACGACCAUCGCCACCAUGCAAAAUAACUCGAACGGGCACCACCACAAUGGGCAUGGUUACGGGCAGAAUGGCUAUUUUGUCGACACAAGUCUGAAGCUGUCGGAUAAAAACCACUCAGAAGAUUCGCUAGGUCCAAUUUUCAGGCCACAGAGAAAAAUGGAAGAAGGGGCGAAAAAACACGGAAGAAAAAUUGGGAUUGGAACUUGCUUUUGUCUUUCUUUUUUGUUCAUAACUACAGUUUUAGGUGCUCUUGUUGGGCUUGGGUACUACUUCUUUUGGCCAGAUUAUUCGAUGCUUUUGGAAGCCUCAAAAGCGGAGGAUGGCACGUGGUCAGAUUUUUCCGCGUGGUCAGAAUGCUCAACCACAUGCGGCCCGGGGGAGCAAAAACGCAUCCGUUUUUGCUUGAAUCUAAAAAACGACGGGAAACCCUGCGAUGGGGAGCGGGAAGAAGUGCGCGUUUGCAACGCUAGAAUUGAAUGUCCAGAUUGUGGGAAAAAAUGCGCUUUUGGAUCGCUAAACAAGGACUGUACAAAAUGCACGUGCGAAAAUCAUACAGUGACUGGGAAGGUGUCCGACUCGACAGGACAGCCGAUAAUUGGAGCUUCGAUCAGAAGAACAGAUGUUUUUAUGGACACUCUUGCCAUUUCGAAUUUUCAGGGUGAAUUCAGCAUAACUGGAGUCUGCUCAAAUGGAGACAACAGUUUAACAGCUUCAAAAGUAGGCUUCAAUCCAAGGCCCGCGAAUCCAGUCGAAAUCUCUGUUGGAUCUGCCCGUGUAGAAAUCAGAUUAGAACACGUCUCCUUGCCGCGGAUUCUCAUCAAUCCUCAACCGAAAAUUCGCUUUGUUGGGCAGUCGGCGCGACUCUGUUGUUCAGCUCAAGAUGAUGGGAGUGGAACAUUUCCUCUCCGCGUAAAUUGGUAUUUUAACAAUAAACUGGUUGAAGAAGGAGAAGCUUACAAUCAGACAUCUACGGACCUGAAGCUGAGUGACAUAAGAAAAGAAGAUGCAGGAGAGUACUUCUGCCAAGUGACGAAUAAUGCGGGAGUGAUAAGAACGCAAAAAGUAAAACUUGAAGUGAAGGAAAAAAGUGAAUCCAGUUGUCUUCCGCCAAAAGUGUAUUCCGUCGAAAUUUGCCCAACGACAAGUCUGAAACAAGGGAACUGCGCGACAAGUCAACGAUGCAACCAUCCAGAGCAGCAUCUUUCAAUUGAAUCGGAAAAGUGCGUCGACCAAGUUUCGGAUUAUUGCUGCCAAGUGGGCGCGUCUGAUCAAAUUGAAGUGACCUGUCCUGUUCCGGGCAGUGCGGACUUGACUUAUCUAAUGCCAAUACAAAACUCGACGAGUUGUGCCUGCUUACCUUGUCAAUAA